AUGGACGAUGUGUAUUUAGAUGUCACGGCUGGAUACACCGAUGAUUGCAGAAUAACUCAAAUUGAAUAUCACUCGUUUUUACCUUAUUCUACGUCAGCCCUCUCCAAUAACGAUGAAGUGCGUAUCGCUUUACAUAACACAGAGUCUUAUACUCUACCGUGUGAGAGUUAUAUUUACAUCGAAGGAACAAUAACCAAACCUGCAGAAAUAACUGACGACAUUCGAUUUAUAAACAACGGACUUGCAUUUCUUUUCUCCGAAAUGAAAUACGAAAUAAACGGUAUUCAAAUUAAAAAACUCGCUAAUCCAGGUAUAACAACCACAUUAAAAGGAUAUUGCUCUUAUAAUAAAUCGAAUAUUACAUCACAUCAUAACGCUGCUUGGGAUAAUGACAUUGAAAAUAUUAAUAAAGAUUUUAUUGAAGGUGAUAUGUUUAACGGUUGUAUUGCUCUUAAAGAUUUGUUUGGUUUUCGCGAAGAUUAUAAACGUAUUUUAAUAAACUGCAAUCAACAACUUAUAUUAAAUAGAGCUUCGAUAGAUAUAAAUGCUAUCAAGCAGUACAAAAACAAUAAAGUUGUCACAGACGCAUCUAAACUAAAAGACGUUAAAAUAAACAUAACAAAAAUAUUGUGGAGAAUGCCUAUUGUAAAAGUCAGUGAUAAAGAAAAAAUUAAAUUGUUGAAAGUUGUAAACAAUCAAAAGCCCCUAACUUGUGCGUUUAGAUCGUGGGAGUUGUGUGAGUAUCCGUUUCUACCUCAAAACACAUCGCAUUCUUGGAAAGUAAAAACAUCUAACAAAUUGGAAAAACCGCGAUAUGUCAUCAUUGGAUUUCAAACUGAUAGGAAAAAUAGCUCAAAUAAAUCAAUGUCAGUUUUUGACCAUUGUAAAAUUAAAAACUUGAAAGUUUAUUUAAACGCUGAAGUAUUUCCCUAUGAAGAUUUCCAAUGCGACUUUACCAAGAAUAAGAUCGGUACAUUAUACCACGCAUACACUGAGUUUCAAAAAUCGUACUAUGGACAUGAUAAUGUUACACCUCUGUUGUCCAGAUCUGAUUUCAAAAAUCUAUCUCCGAUUAUAAUUGUUGACAUGAGCAGACAGAACGAUAACGUAAAAACGCCAACUGUCGACCUCAGGAUUGAAAUUGAAACCGAUACACCGUUUCCUGCUUCCACUUCGGCUUAUUGUUUAAUAUUACAUGACCAAAUUAUAACUUAUAAUCCAUUUAAUGGUGAAGUGAGAACCUUGUAA
Aphis gossypii (cotton aphid) is the source of this 1248-nucleotide messenger RNA. RefSeq lists its product as uncharacterized. NCBI's taxonomy places the organism in Eukaryota, Metazoa, Arthropoda, Insecta, Hemiptera, Aphididae. The transcript has a single exon. The coding region runs from base 1 to 1248 and encodes 415 amino acids. The record is from RefSeq and is a predicted model, not a curated record.